Molecule: messenger RNA, 1347 nt
Organism: Drosophila takahashii
Lineage: Eukaryota; Metazoa; Arthropoda; Insecta; Diptera; Drosophilidae
Source: RefSeq, a predicted model, not a curated record
UCUAGAUGUUUUAAAUCCACAGCCAUUCAAAAAUCACACAAAAACGCGUUUUGGCUGAGCAAAAUAAAGACUGGAAAAUAUCACAUCCAGGCCUUUACCUUCUAAAAUUAAACCUCUAACAAGCAAUUGCCAACUUCAGUGGCCAACAUGUUUCCCGAUGACUACGACGUUGAACCCUUCAAUCCGUUCAAUGUGGGACCUGCGAAUAGUGGAGCCCGUUCCGAAUUCAAGAUCCCGACCUGUGUUACGUAUCCGCCACCGGUUUUCGUAGCCAAGCCCGAGUAUUCGCAGUCGUCGGCGGAGGAGCAGUCUGAAUCGCUGGCCCGGGAGAGCAGGUCAAGGUUGGGCCAGACGACAAAGCUCGGUGAGGUGGCCAUUUCCAAGGCCAUUAAAGAGGAGAUGACCGUGGCCAAGAAGCAGGCCGCAGCUAUCCAUGAGAAGGACCGCAUUGAUGCGGGCGGAGUAUCAAAGAUGAAGCUCACCGAGGAUUCGGUGGCCAAGGAGUCGUUACGCACUUUAAUGCCAGUGAGGUCGAGCCGUCAGGCCAGCGGAGAGGGUGGUGCCCAAAUAUCCGCAUCAGAUUUAAGUGUGGCUUCCAAAACGAACAGUGUUACCAAGCGAAGUCAAGCCAGCAUCGAGGCCAAAGCUUCGAAAACUUCCCGGGGAAAAUCUGAGGUCACCAACAAGAGUUUUUCUAACACUACGCUCACUCCAAAAUCCAUUUUGAAGUCACCAAAAAACUCGGAGUUAGAAAAUGUUUCCACUAGCACAAUUAAAUCAAAAGUGUCGGAAACGGGAACUCAUAGCUCCAACAAUUCAAAGACUGAGAGAUCUCCAUCUAAACUCUCCCAAAAAUCAAAAAAGGCUGAUUCCGUCUCCCAACAAUCCAUCAAGAUCGAAGUGAAGAACCAGGAACAACCCGCCUCUGAUCCCAUCUCCAAAAAUGUCAAGGAAACCGCUUCGAAUGCUCAGAUUAAAUCAAGGAGCAACAUGUCCAGUGUUCUGCCUGAAUCAAAAGAUGGGCCAAGCUAUAUUCUGUCUGAAACUGCCCUCUCCUACCGGCAAUCCCUGAACCAGCAGGCUGCCGAGAUGGCGGAUCGCUUGAAUGCCGGUAAUGAAAACUUCAGGCGCUACAACUCGGUGGCUCGAAAUCACUCGAUCGCAGUGCCUCAAAAACUUUCUCAAGGGGAUCGCAUGACUUUCUGGUUCAGCGAUGCUGUACUUUCCUAGAAAACUUAAAUACUUAAACGUAAUAGUUAUGGAAAAAUCCUUCGACAAAGGCUGCUGACAAUUGCUGUUGAGUCAGACAGAUAAAUAAAAAUUAAAAUUAGCAGUUUUUACAUCCCA